AAUGCGGGCGUGCCACGCCCUGACUGGUCCGUAAUCCGAACACAUCACAAGCCUGUGAACCUCAGUCCUUCCAGUCAAAACCAGAGUGGAUGCCCAAGAACAAAAGAUAAGGUUUCCGCCCGCCUCUUCCAUUCCAUAGUGAAUCAGAGUCUCCCUCUUCGGCGAAAUGGCGUCUCUGCAAAACUCUCCUCUAAUUCAUAGAACACUGUUUCUAUACUCUUUUCCUCAGGUAGGGUCCCAAAAGCACGGGCCGUUUCCUUGUAGCAGAAGGGGCGUUUCAUUUCUCGUCAGGGCCGUGAAUGUAUCAGUACCUUCAACUGCUAAUCGUCAAGGCCAUACAUUCCAGGAAGCUAUUAUCCUACAAUCUAACAUCAUAAACAUAGACGAACCUGGGAGACGCCAAAUUCUAACUUUUGGGGGCACUACCUCUUUAGUUUCUCUUCUUAACCAGGCAUUUACAUCAUUUGCUGUAGAAACUAAGAAGGGCUUUCUGCCAGCCUUGGACCAGAAGGAUGGAUACUCAUUUCUUUACCCAUUUGGGUGGCAGGAAAUAGUAAUCGAAGGGCAAGACAAGGUAUUUAAAGAUAUCAUUGAACCAUUAGAAAGUGUCAGUGUAAGCGUGAUCCCGACUAGCAGACAAGAUAUUCGAGAUGUUGGACCCCCACAAAAGGUUGCUGAAACUCUGAUAGAAAAGGUUUUGGUCCCUCCUUCGCAAAAGACUAAACUAAUUGAGGCGGCAGAGCAUGAUGUUGAUGGGAAAGCUUAUUACACAUUUGAGUUCGUCGCUCAAGCUCCAAACUAUACUCGCCAUGCUCUUGCAGCAAUCUCUAUUGGCAAUGGCAAAUUCUACAUUCUGACAACAGGAGCCAACGAAAGGAGGUGGGGGAAGAUGAAAGACAGAUUGUACACAGUCGUCGAUUCAUUCAAAAUUUUCAACGUUUGAUGCUGUUGCUCGGGUUUUAUCCGAGGCACCUGGGUUUCAAUUUUUCAAGCACCAUUUGUGUUUUCCUUAUUGAGUUGUGCGAUGUCUGUUGUGUUCAACCUUUCAUUUUCAAACUCCAGGAAAGCUGGUCCAUCUAAUCUGUCUAGGUAAAAGCAUUUUUCAUGGCGAACUAAAUUUUUAAAACUAAAUCAGCAUUUUGAAUUGAGAA
Malania oleifera is the source of this 1151-nucleotide messenger RNA. Its product is annotated as psbP-like protein 1, chloroplastic. Gene Ontology annotation, cellular component: photosystem II; photosystem II oxygen evolving complex; extrinsic component of membrane. Gene Ontology annotation, biological process: photosynthesis. The record is from RefSeq and is a predicted model, not a curated record. The transcript has 9 exons. Lineage: Eukaryota; Viridiplantae; Streptophyta; Magnoliopsida; Santalales; Ximeniaceae. Bases 167 to 943 code for a protein of 258 amino acids. Gene Ontology annotation, molecular function: calcium ion binding.